AUGCGAUUCUGGAACACACUUCUGCUUUGUUUUCUGUCCGUCCAAUACUGUACCAGCAUACACUGGCUGGCUCUCGGGCUUGCGGGCAACCGCCUUGACCGAUCCAGAAUCGCCUACUCAUGCAAGAAUAUGAAAGGAUUGACGAAAAAACAAAUAAGGUUCUGUCGAAAAAAUCCAGACAUGAUGGAUUCGGUUCGAUACGGCGCCCAAAAUGCUUACGCCGAAUGCCAGUACCAGUUCAACAAGAGAAGGGACUGUGCCCGAGGGCUGAACGAGCGAUGCGGAUGCGAUCAAUCGAUGCUGAACAUCGAUCCACAGGUCCGCACCUACGACUAUCAGGGAUGCUCAGACAAUGUGCAGUACGGUAUCGCUAUUUCGCGAGAAUUUGUCGACGCUGCCGAACGAGGAAAAAAUGCCACACAGAGGGCUAUUUUGAAUCGCCAACAAUAUGAGCAGCGAACAGGGUGA
Molecule: messenger RNA, 468 nt
Organism: Ostertagia ostertagi
Lineage: Eukaryota; Metazoa; Nematoda; Chromadorea; Rhabditida; Trichostrongylidae
Source: the annotation of a GenBank genome assembly